This is a messenger RNA of Larimichthys crocea (large yellow croaker), 1247 nucleotides long. RefSeq names its product retinal pigment epithelium-derived rhodopsin homolog (gene rrh). Gene Ontology annotation, molecular function: G protein-coupled receptor activity. Gene Ontology annotation, cellular component: membrane. The record is from RefSeq and is a predicted model, not a curated record. NCBI's taxonomy places the organism in Eukaryota, Metazoa, Chordata, Actinopteri, Sciaenidae. Gene Ontology annotation, biological process: G protein-coupled receptor signaling pathway; visual perception. Bases 102 to 1106 code for a protein of 334 amino acids. The transcript has 8 exons.
CAAGCAACUCCACGUGAGCCCUAAUCCUCUCUUGUGCAGCCCUGCUGCCCACAGAACAUACAGGCUACCUCUUGUUAAUUGGGGGCUUGGAGCCAGUGAAGAUGGGGAUUGUUUCUCAAGUCAAUAUUUCAGAUGGUGUUGAACCUUAUGGAGGAAGUGCCUUUACCCAAGCAGAGCACAACAUAGUGGCUGCAUAUCUGAUUACUGCAGGUGUCAUCAGCUUAAUGAGCAACAUCGUGGUGCUGCUAAUGUUCGUGAAGUUUAAAGAGCUCCGCACUGCCACCAACUUCAUUAUAAUCAACCUGGCUUUCACUGACAUCGGAGUGGCUGGUAUCGGCUAUCCCAUGUCAGCUGCCUCGGACCUCCAUGGCAGCUGGAAGUUUGGCUACACCGGUUGUCAGAUCUAUGCUGCUCUUAAUAUCUUCUUUGGCAUGGCCAGCAUCGGCCUGCUGACUGUGGUUGCCAUUGACCGCUACCUCACCAUCUGCAGACCAGACAUAGGGCAGAAAAUGACGAUGCGAUCAUACAACCUUCUCAUUCUGGCAGCAUGGCUGAACGCUGUGUUCUGGUCCUCCAUGCCUAUAGUGGGCUGGGCUGGUUAUGCUCCUGACCCCACUGGAGCUACAUGCACCAUCAACUGGAGACAGAAUGAUGCCUCCUUCAUCUCUUAUACGAUGGCAGUGAUUGCUGUGAACUUCAUGAUGCCUCUCAUUGUCAUGUUUUACUGCUACUACAAUGUGUCAGCCACUGUGAAGAGGUACAAAACCAGCAACUGCUUGGACAGCAUCAACAUCGAUUGGUCGGAUCAGAUGGACGUCACCAAGAUGUCCAUAGUGAUGAUUGUCAUGUUCCUGGUGGCCUGGUCUCCGUACUCUGUGGUUUGUCUUUGGGCAUCAUUUGGUGACCCCAAGACUAUCCCUGCUCCCAUGGCUAUCAUCGCUCCACUCUUUGCCAAGUCCUCCACCUUCUACAACCCCUGCAUUUAUGUGAUCGCAAACAAAAAGUUCAGAAGAGCCAUCAUAGGAAUGAUCCGAUGUCAAACCAGGCAGCGAAUCACCAUCAAUACCCAGGUUCCCAUGACAACCUCCCAACAACCUCUUACCUAGUGAGGUGAAUCUGCGUCAGUAUCACAUUGUAUGAAUAUACCUUGACAUUAAAACCAUGUGUGGAAAAUUGAUAGAAUGAAAUAACAUGAAUCACUGUCAGUGUUUUUCUUUUCAUUGGAGUCAUUGUUCUGUUGAAGAACC